This is a messenger RNA of Plasmodium inui San Antonio 1, 1755 nucleotides long. RefSeq lists its product as hypothetical. Gene Ontology annotation, molecular function: protein binding. Bases 1 to 1755 code for a protein of 584 amino acids. Lineage: Eukaryota; Apicomplexa; Aconoidasida; Haemosporida; Plasmodiidae. The record is from RefSeq and is a predicted model, not a curated record. The transcript has a single exon.
AUGUCGGAUAUAUCAGACUUUUCCGAAACUGAGGAGUCUUCCGAAAACGAAAAUCAAAAGAAAUUAUUCAAAAAGAAAGAGUCCAGAAAGUUCACUCUCUCACAGAGCUACAUUACAGACAAUGCGGAGAUGUUCAGCAAAAACAGCAGCAUGCGAAGCGUUGACAAUGCUUGGGAAGUGAAUGGAAAAUUACCUAUUCAAAAGUCAGGAACAUUCACAUCAACAAAAAGUGGCGUGACGAAAAAGGGAUCUCAUGAUGAUCAUAUGCUACUUGGAGACGAAUCGACAUCGUUUAAAAAUUUAUAUAGUGCCUCUAAGCUGAAUGAAGAAGGGAAACCCAGUCCCAGUCCCACUCGCAGCCCCAACUCAAGAGUAGCGGAUUGUGUCAUGUCCCCACCAAAAUUCUUUCUGUCGCAUAUUUAUCAUGAUAAUAAAGUGUUUACAAAAAGAUAUGGCCACUCUAUAGUAGAAUACGAGAAUGAGUUCUUCAUAUACGGGGGAAUCAAUUCGAAAAAUGAAUAUCUAGACGAGUUUCUAACAUUUACGUAUGGCCUCAACACAUUUACAUCUAAAAAGUUGAGUAUAAAUCCAGGGAAAAGAGCCUAUGCUUCUAUGACAUUAACAUACGAUAUUAAUAAGAACCCAUCGUUAUUGCUAUUUGGAGGAUUAUGUGGUCCAAACAUACUGGCAAAAGAUUGCUACAUGUAUGACUUUAUGGAAGACACAUGGUCCAAGUAUACCUACAAAUUAGAGACCAAUCCAGGAACAAGAUAUGGACAUUCUUACACCUUUUGCUCUAGUACUUAUACGACCGUUAUUUGGGGUGGACUGAACAGAAAUAACGAAUUGUUAAAUACGGGUUAUAAAUUCCUUGGUGGAGAAUGGUCAGAAAUAAAGCAUAAAGGAAUAUGUCCAUCGGGAAGAGUCUUUUCUUCCAUGGUUUGGCUAGAUAGGGUUACAAAAGAGAAUGUCAAUUAUACUUUUCUCUAUCUAUUUGGUGGGGACACGACAAAUAAAGGGACACCAACAGAUGAGUUAUGGGUAUAUAAUUUCAACAAUGAGAAUUGGACAAUGGUGAAGAACUCCUCUGGGGAAGCCCCUUGUCCUAGGUGGAAACACGGAGCUGUUAUUAUUGAUAAGAAUAUGUGGAUCAGUGGUGGGUUAUGUUCAGGGUGGUUUUCAAAUUAUUCUAUUCCCGAUUUGUAUGUAUAUGAUAUACCUUCCAAUUGUUGGUUUAACUGCCAAAUAGCAUCCAAGCAGAUUCAUAAUUGUUACGAUUAUGGUACGUUAAAUUUGCAUUCACAGACAAAGGCUUUUUUCUUGUUCGGAGGGAAGAAUGCUAACAACGACCCUACGUCAUAUGUGUGUAGGUUUGCACCUCUAUGUACAAGUGUGUCCAUUGUGACCAUGAGAAAUGAGAUAAAGAGAUUUUCCAACUAUGUCCUUGAAGUGAAAAAGGAAUCCGAAGAAACGGCAAAUAAUGUAUCCGAAAUGCAGAAGAUUAUUCACACCUUCAGCCUAGAUAUAAAAGAUUUCAAGAUAUUAUUUGAGGCUCUCACGCGAAGUAUACAAAUGCUUAAGGAAAACAUAGAGAAGGUGGAUAGGGAAGUUGCCCUUCUGAGGCAGCACAUUUCUGGAGAUGAGAAGGAGGAUGUUGAGAAGGGUCCCGCAGUGGGCGUCGAGUCUUCAGCCACGGAACCAGUUGCCGAGGGGGAAGUUAAACCAAAUGAGGUAGGAGAAGCGGAGGGCCAAUGA